This is a messenger RNA of Sabethes cyaneus, 3927 nucleotides long. RefSeq lists its product as uncharacterized. Bases 1 to 3927 code for a protein of 1308 amino acids. Lineage: Eukaryota; Metazoa; Arthropoda; Insecta; Diptera; Culicidae. Gene Ontology annotation, molecular function: zinc ion binding; nucleic acid binding. The transcript has 2 exons. The record is from RefSeq and is a predicted model, not a curated record.
AUGCCACCUACAUCUUCUAAGAAGCCACCUUCGCUGCGGAGUUUAACUGCCAGGCUGAAGGAAACACAAUCCGCCUUAAUGGAUAUCUGGACGUUUAUCGAAGAUUUUUCGCAAGACGCAACAAUCAACCAAGUGACUGUUCGAUUGAAUAAAUUGGACGAGCUCUGGGAAAGGUUUAGCGAGACGCUUGUGGAAAUUAAAUCGCACGAAGAUUUUAAUACUGAGGAGGAUGCUUACGACAAGGAAAGGCGAGAGUUUAACAACCGUUACUAUGAAAGCAAAUCCUUUCUCAUGGACCGGGCCAAGGAAAGAGAAGAUUCAUCAGUGAUGGAACGAACCACACGCGGUAAUGAUACGGCGGUUGAGGGCGCACUUGACAAUGUGCGGCUCCCGCAGAUCAAACUGCAAACAUUCAACGGUGAUAUAGACGAAUGGUUAAGUUUUCGCGAUUUAUUCACGUCAUUGAUACAUUGGAAGACGGAACUUCCUGAGGUGGAGAAAUUUCACUAUUUAAAGGGGUGUCUUCAAGGCGAGCCAAAAAAUAUGAUUGACCCUCUGAAGAUCACAAAGGCGAACUAUAAUGUAGCAUGGGAUAUGCUACUGAAACGCUAUAACAAUAGCAAACAGCUAAAGAAAAGGCAAAUCCAAUCGCUGUUUUCACUGCCAUCGCUCACUAAGGAAUCGGUGGGGGAAUUGCACGCGCUUCUAGAAGGCUUCGAACGUGUAGUGCAAACCCUCGAUCAAAUCGUUCAACCAUCGGACUAUAAGAAUUUGCUGCUAGUCAAUAUCCUUACGGCGCGUUUGGAUCCAGUAACCCGUCGAGGUUGGGAAGAGGCUUCUUCCACGAAGGAACAAGAUACUUUAGAGGAGCUUACAGAUUUUUUGCAUCGUCGUGUUCGCGUAUUGGAGUCUCUACCAUCAAGGACAACCGACACUAAGACUGCACCAAUUCCACCGGUGAGGCCAAAGCAGUCAACUAUUAGGACCAGUUUCAGUGCAACUAAGACGCCUGGGGGGUGCUGCGUGGCAUGUUCAUCCAAUCAUCCGCUGUUUAUGUGCAGCAAGUUCCAACAACUAUCGGUGGCCGAUCGUGACGGCCUUCUAAAAACUCACGGACUAUGCCGAAACUGUUUUCGGACUGGGCAUCAAGCGAAGGAGUGCCUAUCCAAAUACUCCUGUCGCAAUUGCAAGGGACGCCAUCACACCUUGGUCUGUUUCAAAUCAGAAAGGUUAGGCGAAACAAAGGUGGCGGUGGUUGCUAAGGAUAGCAAUUCAUCGAAUAACAAGGAAUUAAUCAUACCCUCCAAUUCUUCGUCAUCGCAGGUGGCUAACGUGGCAGCCACUGAUAUUUCGGUUUCCAUUCCUACUCAACAACAUUAUUCCCAGGUGUUAUUAGCGACUGCGGUCGUUAUCGUAGAAGAUGACGAAGGAGUAUUACACCCGGCGCGGGCUCUUUUGGAUUCGGGAUCCGAGAGCAAUUUUAUUACAGAACGAUUAUGUCAAGGCAUGAAGGUAUCUCGCAGCAAGGUAGCUGUAUCAGUUUCCGGUAUCGGACAAUCGACUACAAGGGUGAAGCACAGGACUCACGCGGUUGUGCGUUCACGAACUUCAGACUUCUCACGAGAUCUUGGGUUUCUGGUUUUGCCUAAGGUCACCGUAAAUCUUCCUACAACCACAAUUGAUACGUCUGACUGGUCGAUUCCAAAUGGGAUAGAAUUGGCUGAUCCGGCUUUUUUUGAGUCGAAAACGGUGGAUAUUAUUCUUGGGAUAGAGUCCUUUUUCGACUUUUUUACUACUGGUAAAAGGAUUUCUAUCGGAAAACAAAUGCCAACACUAAACUAUUCAGUGUUUGGUUGGAUAAUUUGUGGAGGAUCCAACAGUUCUCAAACUGCUCGCAUUAACUGCAACGUUUCAGCGUCACAAGGAGUGGACGCGUUGAUUGAGCGCUUCUGGGCCUGUGAGGAAAUUGAAGAGAGUAAGGCGCACUCUCUCGAAGAAGGGCAUUGUGAAGAGAUCUUUCAGCGAUCAGUUUACCGAGAAGCAGAUGGUCGAUACUCGGUAGCACUUCCUAAAAAUGACGAUAUUUUACUUAAAUUAGGGCAAUCGAGAGAAAUUGCAUUUCGUCGUCUACAAGGCACCGAACGCAGACUAGCAAGGGACGCUUGUUUGCGCGAGAGAUAUACGGCAUUCAUGGAGGAAUAUAUCCAGAUGGGUCACAUGCGUAAGGUUGAAAGCAAUGCACCAAAUGCUGUUCAACGAUGUUUUUUACCGCAUCAUCCAGUGGUUAAGGAGGCGAGUACCACUACGAAGGUACGAGUGGUCUUCGACGGGUCCUGUAAGACAUCGUCUGGCAUUUCCUUAAACGAUGCGUUACUGGUUGGCCCAGUUAUCCAAGAGGAUUUACGGUCGAUCGUGCUGAGAUGCCGCACCCGCCAAAUUAUGCUGGUGUCGGAUGUGGAAAAGAUGUUCCGUCAAAUCAAUAUUAAUUCAGAAGACAGACAUCUUCAAUCCAUCUUAUGGAGAUCGUCACCAGUAGAAGAAGUCGGGGUGUACGAGUUGAACACCGUAACAUAUGGAACUAAACCUGCACCUUUCCUCGCCACGAGAGUGUUGCAGCAACUAUCAAUCGACGAGGAUGGCAAAUAUCCUUUAGCAGCACGGGCAGCUAGGGACGACACGUACAUGGACGAUGUAAUCACCGGUGCAGAUGACGUAAAGACCGCGAAAGAGCUUAGAGUCCAAUUAGACAAGCUGAUGUUAUCAGGAGGAUUUAAGCUAAGGAAAUGGGCUUCAAAUUAUGAGGAGGUACUGGAAGGUAUUCCGCCAGAGGACCUGGCCAUUCCUGUUUUGGAGGGUUUAAACCUGGACCCAGAUCCAUCAAUCAAAACACUCGGGUUGACAUGGGUACCCAAAACCGACAUGUUCCGAUUUAAAUUUUGCAUUCCUGAUGUGGCGGAGGACACUAAACUGACAAAACGUUCGAUCCUCUCUGUUAUUGCCACAUUAUUUGAUCCGAUGGGAUUGCUGGGAGCUGCUAUCACAACGGCUAAGAUAUUCAUGCAGCAGUUAUGGAUGCUGCAGGAUGAAGAGGGACGUAGACUCGAGUGGGAUCAGCAAGUGCCUGCCAAGCUGGGAGAGCAAUGGAGGAAAUUUGUCUCUCAGUUACCUAUAUUGAACCAAAUCAGCGUUGAGCGCUGCGUUAUUAUACCCGAUGCAGUAUUGACAGAAAUGCACUUCUUUUCGGACGCAUCAGAGAAGGCUUACGGAGCAUGCCUGUACAUUAAAAGCCAAAAUUCGACAGGGGAUGUACUGAUUAGACUCCUCACCUCGAAGUCAAGGGUUGCUCCCUUGCAACGUCACACCAUUCCACGUUUAGAGCUGUGUGGGGCGCUUUUGGCCGCGCAGCUUUACGAAAAGGUACGCCAGUGUAUUAAAAUCCCAAUGGAAACGCAUUUUUGGACGGAUUCCACCUGUGUCUUACGUUGGAUUCAAGCCUCUCCCGCUAAUUGGACUACUUACGUUGCCAAUCGGGUGUCCAAAAUUCAGACGUUAACCGAACACUGUCAAUGGCGACACGUGCCCGGAGUCGACAAUCCUGCUGACUUGAUAUCCAGGGGAAUAUCACCAGAGAAUAUUUUACAGUGCGCCAGAGCUGCGUUGUAUGAAGGCUCCAACCACACCAAUACCGGUAAAAGAACGAAACGAACGAUUGCAAACGCCGAGCCGAGCAGCGAGGCUGAAGUAAGGCACUUUCCUGCUCGCUCUCUGUCCGGUUCGCAGUCGCUUUGCUGGUUCGCGAAAACAGGACGACACCAGUCCGAUAUACAGCAGCCCAUCAGGCAGUGGUCCGUUGCGGUGGUUGGUCGAAAGGGCGUUGCCCAACCUGGGGCACGUUUUGCCAACCAGCAGCAGCAGCAGCAGCAGUAG